Trichomonas vaginalis G3 is the source of this 855-nucleotide messenger RNA. Its product is annotated as very-long-chain enoyl-CoA reductase protein. NCBI's taxonomy places the organism in Eukaryota, Parabasalia, Trichomonadida, Trichomonadidae. Gene Ontology annotation, biological process: very long-chain fatty acid biosynthetic process. Gene Ontology annotation, molecular function: oxidoreductase activity, acting on the CH-CH group of donors. The coding region runs from base 1 to 855 and encodes 284 amino acids. The transcript has a single exon. The record is from RefSeq and is a predicted model, not a curated record.
AUGAAGUGUACACUCACGUACAAGGCCAAAACAUUUGUAGUCAGCAUUUCUGAAGAUGGAUUUGGUGAUUUGUUAUUCGAUGAAGCAGCUAUGCAAACAAAAAUUGCUCCAAAAAGAAUAAUAAUUGCAUAUAACAAAAAUGGAGAAGAUAUACAAAUAAAGAAAGACACCAAAAUCAAAGACAUUGGAGUAACAAGCUUUAUUGUUAAAGAUGCAGGUGUAAGUGUUAACUGGAAGACAGUAUUCUUUUUAAUGUAUUUUGGUCCGCUCCUUAUUGAAAUGCUUUUAGUUUUAUUGUUGGGAGACAAAGUUAAAUGGAAUUGCUACUUCACAAUUGGAUUCAUCAUGUGGGAGCUUCAUUAUAUCAAAAGAACAUCCGAAUCACUUUUCUUUCACAACUAUUCUCGUUCUUUGAUGCAAGUAGGAGAAGUUUUUGUAAAUUGUCUCUAUUACUGGGGAUUUACCAUUGCAGUUAACUACAAUAUGAUCAAGAAAGCUCAAACUGUUGAAAAUGUUGAAUUAUGCCAAUAUAUUGCAAUUCCAUUUUGGUUUGUUUGCGAGUGCUUAAACUUUUAUUCCCACAACACACUUGCUCACCUUCGUCCUAAAGGUUCCAAGGAGCACGUACUUCCAAAAGGAUUCUUAUUCAACCACAUCACAGCUCCUAACUAUACAUUUGAAAUUCUUGGAUGGUUUUGCUUUGCAGUUUACAGUGACUUAACCAGUGCAAUUAUAUUUGCCUCAUGUGGUGGUAUUAUAAUGUUCUUUAAAGCACAUCAAAAGAGAAAAUGUUACAUCAAAAGAUGGCCUGAAGCAAAAUAUAGAGGAAGACUUACACUAAUAAGAUUCUUAUAA